Molecule: messenger RNA, 3345 nt
Organism: Anarrhichthys ocellatus (wolf-eel)
Lineage: Eukaryota; Metazoa; Chordata; Actinopteri; Perciformes; Anarhichadidae
Gene: prmt9
Product: protein arginine methyltransferase 9
Exons: 13
Coding region: 450-2993 (847 amino acids)
Biological process (GO): chromatin remodeling; peptidyl-arginine methylation, to asymmetrical-dimethyl arginine
Cellular component (GO): nucleus
Molecular function (GO): protein-arginine N-methyltransferase activity; protein binding; histone methyltransferase activity
Source: RefSeq, a predicted model, not a curated record
AUCUACAGUUGAUAGCAUGGUUGAUAUGGUCGGUUUGUAACUUCAAAUAUAUAACACUUCAUUACAAUUACACGCGGAACCUUGUCUCGUCUCAUGUUUCUGACCGAGUUGUUUAGCUCGCGGACACGUUCCUUGUUUAACGGUAGCAGAAAUGUGAUUUACACUUUAAAUCAGCAUCUGGCCGUUCUAGCGUGGAUAUUAACAGGUAGUCAUUUGUAUGACAUGCGGUUAACCUCUCGUAGCCACAAUCAGAACAUAUUGUUAUCAUGUGAGCUAGCAUUAGGCUGCUAACAGAGGAAGGAUUGCUUAGAACGAUGCUAACGACUUUAUUGGACAAAACCGGAAUGUUAACGUAAAUUAGCACCUUAAAUAAACAGCAGCGACCUUUUCCGUGCAUCUCCCUCCAUCCCAUAACUUACCGCAGCCUGCGAUCUAAAACAACAUACAGGAUGCCUAAUACCAGUGCAAGGCCGAAGCAUGGCAGGAGGACACGAAGGCGACGCAGAGAGGACCCUGCUAGGAACGAGCUGGUCUCUAGUUCCCUAGAAAGUGCCCAGCAGUGCCUUUUCAACCAAGACUACGGAACGGCAUUUGUGCACUACCUUUUGGUCCUCAACCUCGCGCCGAUGUUUAAGGACUUUGCAAGGGAGUCUUUCAGGUUCACUCUCUUCAAGUGGACAGAAGAGCUGGACUCUGUGGGCCGCAUUCAAGACCUCUUUGACUGUUAUGAACAAGCACUGGAACUGUUCCCUGCUGAUGAGGUUAUCCUCAACAGCAUGGGUGAACACUUGUUCAGAAUGGGCUUCAGAGACGAAGCCGCAGGUCAUUUCCAUAAAGCCUUGAAGCUGAGACCAGACUAUCCAGAAGCCCGGGAGAACUUCUACCGUGUGGCCAACUGGCUGGUGGAGCGUUGGCAUUUCUUAAUGCUCAACGACCACGGGAGGAACCGCAAGUACCAGCAAGCCAUCCAGAAGGCUGUUCAGAGCGGCUGCAACACUGUACUUGACAUAGGUACAGGCACUGGGAUCCUCGGUAUGUGUGCGAAGAAGGCUGGGGCUGCUGAGGUGUAUGCCUGUGAACUCUCCAAGACCAUGUAUGAAUUGGCUUGUGAGGUGGUGAGCGCUAAUGGAAUGGACGGCAGCAUCAAGAUCCUCCACAUGAAGUCUCUGGAGAUGGAAGUGCCAAAGGACAUCCCACACAGAGUAUCCUUGGUGGUGACGGAGACGGUAGAUGCAGGGUUGUUUGGAGAGGGUAUCAUCGAGAGUCUCAUUCAUGCCUGGCACCACCUCCUGCUACCUCCACGGAGAGGUGAGAAUGAAUUCCAGGAUCAGUCUUCGACAGGACGGGUCAUCCCGGCUGGAGCCACCGUGUUCGGUAUGGCUCUUGAGAGCAUCGAGAUCCGCAGGCAUCACAGGCUUUGUGUGUCAGAGGUGGGCGGUCUGUCCAUAGCUGCAGCCGGCGAGCUCUGUAGCCCAGUGAGCUGCAGCCCUGAGCCGGAUGACUCCAUGGAGCCUUACACCACCGAGAGACUCAGCAGAGUGCCCGGGGGAUAUAAAGCUCUCACUGAGCCGUUCACGGCCCUCAACAUCGACUUCAACAACGUGCAGGAACUGGAGGGGCUGAGCUCCAGGGAGGUUCAGCAGAUCCGCCUGCCCGUCACUCAGGAGGGGGAGCUGGACGCUCUGGCUGUGUGGUUCCAGCUCCACCUGGAUGAGGAGAGCAGUCUGUCUACUGGACCCCAGGAGGACACGUGCUGGGAGCAGGCCAUCUACCCAGUCCACAGCACCGACGGUUUUGUCCUGAAACCUCGAGACGAGCUGAUCGUUGAAGUCUCCUGCAGAGAUGCCUUCCUGAGGCUCUGCAGCGUGGCCGUGCUGAGAGACGGGCAUGAAAUCCGUCUGGACAAGCGCCCGGAUACGCGAGGAUCUGGAAACCCCAUUUCAAAUCAAAACCCAGAGGCCGAGCUGUGCAGUGCGCUAGCAAGUCUCCAGACUGACCAGAAACAAACCAAAGACUUCUGCAUGCUGGAAUGUGCAGAAAUGGCGCUCCUGAACAAUCAGGAUUACCAUCGGAGUUUUUGCAGCGCGCUGGGCAAACUCAUCCCCCAGCUGAGGGCCAAAUGCCAAAACAAAGAGCGAGGAUCCGGUGACUCCACAGACGGUAGUGACCUGCUCUAUGUCCUCGACGUGUCGGAGGGCUUCUCUCUGCUCUCCCUCAUCGCCGCCAGCCACGGCCACGUCAAAGCGUACAGCUCCGUGGAAAAGAAAAAGCAGCAGGAAGUCGUGAAGAGACUGGCUCGCUCCAAUAAUGUCCCGGAGCAGCAUCUCGAGUUCUGGCUCAACCACACGGAGGACGAGCAUGGGAUGCUGAAAAGGCCGUCCAGGGAGAAGCUGUGGAGCGCCAUCAUUCUGGACUGUGUGGAGACGUGUGGUCUCAUCAGACAGAAGUUGAUGGAGAAGGCUUCACUGGCCAGGUGUUUGCUGGAGGAUGGAGGAAGUAUUUUCCCAGCAAAGAUUGUGGUGCACGGUAUGCUGGUGGAGUCGGACACGUUGCUGCUGGAAAGUGCUGUCCAGGGUCAGGAGCCCACACUGGGAUUCAAUAUCGCUCCCUUCAUCAACCAGUUCACUGUACCGGUCCAUGUGUUUUUGGACUUUUCCACACUGGAGUGCAGACAUCUCAGUGAGUUUGUGGAACUCUUUGUUCUUGACCUAAUGGAGUCCACCGCAAACUACACCAACAGAGAAGUAAAGGUCCAGGCUACGUCUGCAGGCAGAAUCACUGCAGUUCCCUUCUGGUACCACAUCUACCUGGACCAGGAGAUCAGCGUCAGCACUCUCAGCCAGAACUCUCACUGGAAGCAGGCGGCUGUUGUGCUGCCGCAGCCUGUGGAGGUACAAGCCGGAGACUGGGUCCGCCUCGCUGUGAAGCUUCACAAGAGCGCCAUCUCCAUAUUAGCCCAUAUAGAGAACACACCCGGGCCAAUGGAACAAUGAUCUCUUGAAUUUCAUGCCUCAAUCAUAUAGAGGCCACUGACACGUAGGGGGAUGCAUUGAAUACUCUGCAUUCCUUUUCUGGUGCCAUUUAAAGAUUGAUUUCUCCAGUGUUAUUUUUCUGUAUUACCAGUCUUCAAAGUUCAAUCUCUGGUUUGAGAUUUAGUAGAAGCCUGCAUGAGCCACACCUUUGUAAGCAUCAGUGGGAAGCCGAGUCAUCACGAUCAUAAGGAAUUUGUGAAAAUGCAUCUUCAAGUCAUGUUUUAAUUUGUAAAUUGUGCUAUAAGAUUAUAGGACAUUUAUACUCUGUACUUAUCAUUUGUACUUGUAAGUAUAAAACAAAUACUUCCAUGAU